UGUAGGUUAUGUUUGCAAUUGGCAGUCCGAGUCCGCAUGAUUCUGAUUCCGCCGUCUACCGUGUACGAGAUUGUUAUUUUUCGUAGGAAUGCAGUUUUAACUUACGUAUUCCUGUUUGUUCUCGGGCAUCAAUUCCAUAGCUUUCGAGCUCCUGAAGUUUUGUUUUCUUUUUCAAGUUUUGAGCCCACACAAUGCCCCUUCCGCCAGCCCUUGCUGCUAGACUCUCCAAACGAGGCAUCGUUCCACAAGUUACAGAAGAAAAACCAAAGCCAACUGUCAACAAAGAUGAUGAAGAAAUUAUAGCAGAAGAUUAUGAUGACCUCAAGAAGAAAGAGGAGCUCAUGAACAGCCUGAAACACUCCUAUGAAAACUCUGAUGAAGGUGAAAAAAGUGAAGAUGAAGAAAUGUCAGACUCGGAGUUGGUGAAAAGGAAAUUCAAAGGUUAUCCAGGCUGCCCAAAUAAAUGUAACAUUUAUCAUGAAUGCACAAAGUUUUGUGAGGAAAAUUGGGGUGAAGGCCACAUAGAACCUGAUUUGCGCUAUCUGCACAGGAGGAAGUUAUUGUUAGAGAAGUAUCCUUUGCCCAGUAAUUGGAGAGAAAUUUUUGAUCCUGGAGUUGGAAAAUUCUAUUACUGGGACUAUGACACGGAUAAUGUGAGCUGGCUUCCACCACUGCACCCGAAAGCAGUCAUCAGUGAAUCGGCAGCUCAUAUACGAGAAGAGAGGUAUCUGGCCGCAGGAGACAAGGCUGAUGAUGAUGAAGGAGAUGAUGACAAACAAGACGACAACAACUCGAGUGACUCUGAAUCUGACGAUGGAUCACUGCAUCACUCCUCACCAAGUGAAGAUUCAGAAGAGAGCGACACGGAAGAGCGCCUACAAGAAGAAAAGCGGCGGAAAAUAGAAGAACAUGAGAAAGCAAGAGCCCGAGGAAGGACUAAAAAGAAACACAAUGAUAUUGACCCUAUGGACCCUGCGGCCUAUUCUGAUAUCCCUAGGGGAAAAUGGACGGAUGGUCUGAAUAGGAACAAUGAAGCGAAGACAGGCGUUGACGUCACAGUCUCUGGACCCCUCUUUCAACAGAGACCUUAUCCUAGUCCUGGUGCAGUUCUUCGAGCAAAUGCAGGGAAGAAAGAAAGUAGUUGAGGAGAAUGAAAUCUGUUUGAUCUCCUAAUCCAUUUCUUGUAAUGUAUUUUAAUCAGAUGUUGAAUUUUACCACCAAGGUUUCGAAUUUCAAAACCAAGCAUACUGGAAUCCUAACCAUUCAACAUCAUACAUCUGACUGGUUGUCUGACUUCAAGAAAGUUAAACAAUGCCCAGGUUAACUCACUGUUUUGAUUUCCUAACUUCUGAGAUGUUUGCAAUAAUGGAGCAUGCAACAGGAAUUUUGAAUUCAUCCAUUUAAUUUAAUCUUGUGUAAAAAUUUUUGAGAGACAUUACGAUAUCACUGGUUGUCCCUAUAAAUCAGCUUUCAAGCUCAGAACCAGCUCUUAAAUUUAAGGCUGCAUUGAAAAUGAUCAGAGUUAGUCUUACAAGGGAGUCUUGCUAUGUCUUAGACUUAGGCUCUCUACGACUUGCAUUGAAAAAAUCUGCACUUUGAGUGCUACACCUUACUAAUCAUACAGAUUAUUACAGUCAAGCUCCCAAUAUCUGUUAUUUUGUAACCGACAGUAGGUUAUCUCUUUUUGUGAAGAAAUCCUCAUUUGAUCUCAGUUCAAGUUUCAAUGUGGUGUUAUGCCACCGACUUAAGUUUCUGAGUUUUCUGUACCAACUUGUGUGUAAGUUUAAGAAAUACCCUCCUCUCUUAAUCGCUGAUAAAUCCACCCAUUGUACAAAAAGUCAAUAAAUUAUUUUUGUUUUUAUCUUUA
Messenger RNA from Bemisia tabaci, 1867 nucleotides. RefSeq names its product poly-glutamine tract binding protein 1 (gene PQBP1). Gene Ontology annotation, molecular function: protein binding. NCBI's taxonomy places the organism in Eukaryota, Metazoa, Arthropoda, Insecta, Hemiptera, Aleyrodidae. The record is from RefSeq and is a predicted model, not a curated record.